This is a messenger RNA of Rhineura floridana, 2729 nucleotides long. RefSeq names its product peptidyl arginine deiminase 2 (gene PADI2). Gene Ontology annotation, cellular component: cytoplasm. Lineage: Eukaryota; Metazoa; Chordata; Lepidosauria; Squamata; Rhineuridae. The transcript has 16 exons. Gene Ontology annotation, molecular function: calcium ion binding; protein-arginine deiminase activity. The record is from RefSeq and is a predicted model, not a curated record. Bases 115 to 2112 code for a protein of 665 amino acids.
GAGGGCAGCCGGUGCGGCUCAGUGGCCACCUGUGGGACCAGCGGCAGGGAAGACAGAAGCGAGGCGCGGGACAGGAGUACUUUGCCCCGGAGCUGCCACUCCGCGUCGGGCGAGAUGCUGCGCGAUCGGACGCUCCGGCUGCACUACGGGACUCGCAUCGAGGUCGUCUGCGUGGUGGGCACCUUCCUCUCCACCGACGUCUACGGAGCAGCUCCUGUCGAAGCAGUAACCUUCGGUGUGAAGCACUCGGAUGAUGUUGAAGUGGAAGUCAUUAGCAACGACCAGUCGGAGUAUGCGCCAACAAAUGGUGGGAAGCGAUGGCCCCUGGACCCCAAGACGAUCCUGAGGAUCAAAAUGACCUGUCCCAGCACUGAAAGCAAUGAUAAUAAAGUGACCGUAGGCUAUUUUGAUGAGAACGGAGGUCACCACAUUGACCAAGCUGGCGUUUUCCUGACUGGCAUUGUGAUUUCACUGGACGUUGAUGCAGACCGUGACGGAGUGGUGGAGAAGAACCACCCAAAGAAGGCAACGUGGACAUGGGGUCCGGAUGGGCAGGGCGCCAUCCUGCUGGUGAACUGCGAUAAGGAAAAUCCAUACGUUGGCGUGGAGGACUGCAAAGAUGACAAAGUGUUCUGCAAGGAAGACCUGGAAGACAUGUCCCGCAUGAUCUUGAGGACGAAAGGACCCGACAGGCUCCCUCCCGGCUACGAAAUGGUCCUCUACAUUCCUGUCUCUGACUCCGACAAAGUGGGGGUCUUUUACCUGCAGAAUCCCUUCUUUGGCCAGCGCUACAUCCACGUCCUUGGCCGGGGGAAGCUCUACCACGUUGUGAAAUACACGGGGGGCUCUGCUGAGAUGGAGUUCUUCGUUGAGGGCCUCCGCUUCCCGGAUGACACUUUUGACGGACUCGUCACCAUCCAUGCCAGCCUCCUAGAGCCGGUCACUGAGGGUAUUUCACCAACCCCAAUUUUCACUGACACUGUAGUCUUCCGGGUUGCUCCGUGGAUCAUGACCCCAAACACCUUGGCACCGGUCAACGUUUUUGUCUGCAGUGUGAAGGAUAACUAUCUUUUCCUGAAGGAGAUCAACAACUUGGUCAGCAAAGCCAACUGUACGAUAAGCGUCUGCUCAAGGUACAUGAACCGCGGAGACCGGUGGAUGCAGGAUGAAAUUGAAUUUGGCUACAUUCAUGCACCUCACAAGGGCUUCCCAGUGGUCCUGGACUCUCCGCGGGACGGAGGCCUUAAACAUUUCGCCGUCAAAGAGAUUUUGGGCCCAGAUUUUGGCUAUGUGACCAGGGAGCCCCUGUUCGAAGUGGUCACCAGUCUGGACUCCUUUGGAAAUUUGGAAGUCAGCCCGCCGGUGACUGUCAAUGGAAAGGAGUACCCUUUGGGGAGGAUCCUCAUUGGAAGCAGCUUCCCCUUGUCGGGGGGGCGAAGGAUGACCAAAGUGGUCCGGGACUUCCUCUAUGCCCAGCAAGUCCAGGCGCCGGUAGAGCUCUACUCGGAUUGGCUGACCGUGGGCCACAUGGACGAGAUUGUGACCUUUGUUCCCGUCCCUGGCAAAAAGCAAUUCCGCAUGCUGAUGGCGAGCCCCUUUGCCUGCUACAAGCUCUUCCGGCAAAAGCAGAAGGAAGGUCAUGGGGAAGCCAUCAUGUUCAAAGGGUACACCGGCACAGAUACAAAACGCGUCACCAUCAACAAGGUCCUCUCCAAUGAGAUUAUGAUGCAAGAGAAUCAGUAUGUACAGCGAUGCAUCGACUGGAACAGAGACAUCCUUAAGAAGGAGCUGGGUGUGGAAGAGAAGCAUAUCAUCGACCUUCCAGCCCUCUUCAGGAUAGACAAGCAAGGCAAAGCCAUGGCUUACUUCCCCAACAUGGUGAACAUGAUUGUGCUGUCCAGGGACCUGGGCGUCCCGAAGCCGUUUGGGCCAAUCAUUGAGGAGGAGUGUUGCCUGGAGCAGCACGUCAACACCCUGCUGGAGCCCUUGGGGCUGGCGUGCACCUUCAUCGACGACAUUUCCUCCUACCACAAGCAGCUGGGAGAGGUCCACUGUGGCACCAACGUCCAGCGGAAGCCCUCGGCUUUCAAAUGGUGGAAUGUUCUGCCCUAAACAGAGGGUGCUUGGCUGGUUUGGUUUGGGGCAGGGGGGAGGCAACUGUUCAUCUGAAUCUUCCAAGGGUAGCUUCUUUUUCCUGUCAUUUUAUAUUUCUUUGUUUCGCUUGGGGAAUUAAUUGAUCAGGUUACUUUUUUUUUUUUUUUUAGCGUGUUAGGAAGCAUCCCGAUGCAUUUGUGGGGUUUUCUUGUUCGCUAAUAACUUUGCGAGUGCUGUGUGUGUGUUUUUCCCCCCUCUUUUGCCCACUCGUCACCUUCAGUAAAAUGCCAUCCUCCUUUCUCUGCACAUGCAAGAGACCCAAAGCCCAUUCCAUACUCUGUGUGUGCGCGUGCAUGUAUGACAGCCAUUUGGGAGUUAUGGCAGCUGGAGAUCGUGGUUUAUAUCCAGCCAAGUCUGACUCAGAGUAGGCCCAUUGACAUGAAUAGACUUAAGUUAACCAUGUCUCUUUAUGUCAAUGGGUCUGCUCUGAGUAGGGCAAACAUUGGAUGCAACCCACUGUGUAUCUGGUUUGGGGCAUUAUAUAUACAUUUUAAAAAGGAUUAUAAGAAAUGGAAGCCACUCUCUUCUAAGUGGAGGGUGAUUUGAAAUGUGCUAAUAAAAAUGAGGAAAAGGCU